AUGACUUACGGCGAAAUCGACCAAUUGGCUAUCAACACCAUCCGUAUUUUAGCGGUAUGUUAAUUUUUUUGCGGCUUAACAGCUAUUUCCUCUCGUCUCCUUCCCCACGCCUCGGUGAACAAGGCUGAACUCCUUUGUUUCUAGAUCGAUGCUACUUCCGCAGCAAACUCCGGCCACCCUGGUGCGCCCAUGGGAAUGGCACCGGUUUCUCAUGUUCUUUUUAACAAGUGGGAUUCUCAACAUGCUACUGAUGCUUCCUUGGUGCUGAAUUUCUGAUACGAUGGAUAUCUAAAGGUUCAUGAAGUUCAAUCCUAAGAACCCCUCAUGGGUCAAUCGGGACCGAUUUGUUCUGUCGUAAGUUUGUCCGAGCCCUUUGCCCAUACGGCACAAGUUUGAAAUGGCGGCAUAGACAACCACCGAACUAACCUUUGCAGUAAUGGCCACGGUUGCAUGCUUCAAUAUGCUUUGUUGCACCUUUUUGGCUACGAUCUCAGCAUUGACGACUUGAAGGCUUUCCGUGUAAGUUAAUAAAUACUGCAUUACCUACCGAGUGGUGUUUGCGCCGGGAUAUAAGAGCCGAGAGGGGCCCUCCAUAUGGGGGAAUCUUCUGAUUUCGCCUAUUUGAGCACGCUGCUGCCUAUUUCUACGACAUCUGAUAUGUGUUGCUAACUGUGUCGUAGCAAAUUGGGUCUAGGACACCUGGCCACCCCGAGGCAGCUGAUACCCCCGGUGUCGAAGUUACCACCGGUCCUCUCGGCCAGGGUUUCUCCAAUGCUGUCGGUCUCGCCAUUGCUCAAGCCCACACUGCUGCCGUCUUCAAUAAGCCCGGAUAUAACCUUGUUGACAAUUACACAUACCUGUACUUUGGCGAUGGGUGUGCUAUGGAGGGUAUUUCUUCCGAGGCGGCUUCGACUGCUGGCCAUUUGCAAUUGGGUAACCUUAUUGCUAUCUAUGAUGACAAUCAUAUCUCGAUUGUAAGACAUUUUAGUGGCAAAGUUGUGGAAUGGCCUUACUAAUGGUUUACAGGAUGGUGACACCAAUUGUGCUUUCACUGAGGAUGUCCUGAAGAGAUUCGAGGCUUAUGGAUGGCACACUCUUCAUGUCGAAGACGGAGACCACGAUCUCGAGGGAAUUGAGAAGGCCAUUGCCAAGGCCAAGGCUGUGACCAACAAGCCAUCUGUUAUCAAGCUUACUACUACCAUCGGCUUCGGCUCCAAGCUCGCGGGAACCGGAGGUGUUCACGGAAACCCUCUUAAGGCUGACGAUGCCAAGGGUGUUAAGACUAAGUUCGGAUUUGAUCCUGAGAAGAGCUUCGACGUUCCUUCCAAGGUUUAUGAGGCUUAUGGAGAAACAGCUUCUAAGGGAGCUGCUGCUGAACAGGAAUGGAAGCAGCUGUUUGCCAAGUACAGAAGCGAAUAUCCCAAAGAAGCAGAGGAUUUCGCAAGAAGACUUGAUGGAAGACUACCCGAAGGCUGGGAGAAGAAUUUGCCAACGUACAGCCCCUCUCCUUUUGCUCCAAGUAUAAUGCGGCUGUGUGCUAAUAGGGGUUUUUACUAGAUAUAAACCCACUGACGCUGCUGUUGCCUCUCGGAAACUUUCGGAGACUGUUCUCUCUAAAUUAUACCCCAUUAUUCCGGAGCUUGUUGGUGGCUCCGCCGACUUGACCGGGUCCAAUCUCACCAGGGCAAAGGAAGCAAUUGACUUCCAGCCUCCCUCAACUGGGCUUGGGGAAUAUGGCGGUCGUUAUAUUAGAUACGGUGUACGUGAGCAUGCCAUGGCUGGUAUCAUGAAUGGCCUUGCUGCAUAUGGCACUAUUAUCCCUUUCGGUGGAACCUUCUUGAACUUUGUGUCCUACGCUGCUGGCUCCGUAAGACUAAGUGCUUUGAGCCAUGUCCGGUGCAUCCACGUUGCAACCCACGAUUCGUACGUAUAGCCCCGAGCACUCUGUUUUUAGCCAUGCGCAAUAAACCGAACUUCUAUAGCAUCGGCCUUGGUGAAGAUGGACCUACCCAUCAGCCUAUCGAGACAUUGGCUCACUUCCGUGCUCUACCUAAUUGCAUGGUCUGGCGGUAUGUUUUCACAAUUCCUUACGAUUUCUCCCUCACAGCAGAGGCUAACGGUCCCCAAGCCCUGCAGAUGGGAAUGAGGUUUCCGCUGCCUACUAUGUGGCCCUUACCUCGAAGCAAACACCAAGCAUUAUCGCUCUUAGCAGACAAAACCUUCCACAGCUUCAGAACUCCACUAUCGAGCGAGCUAUCAAGGGUGGAUAUGUUGUUGUUGAGGCAGAGAAUGCCGACGUUACCCUUAUCUCUACCGGUAGUGAAGUGGGCAUCUGUGUUGACACUGUCAAAUACCUCAAGGAUAACCACAACCUUACCGCAAGAGUAGUUUCGCUUCCCUGCUGGGAAGUUUUUGACGCUCAAGACAAGGGGUACAGAUUAUCCGUCAUCCCGGAUGGCAUCCCAGUUCUGUCGGUCGAGGUUAUGAGCACAUUGGGUUGGGAGAAGUUUUCGCAUGAGCAAUUUGGACUAAAUCGAUUUGGUGCUUCCGGUCCUUAUAAGCAGGUAUGUGCCUGCGGGCAUUCAAGUUGUUUCGGGGUUGCAACAGCUGACAUGGGGUAAAGGUCUACGAGAAGUUUGAGUUCACGCCCGCGGGGAUCUCCAAGCGUGCUGUCGCUACGGUUGGCUUCUGGAAGGAGGUUAAACCUAUCAGAAGCCCUAUCAACAGGGCUUUCACUCAGUUGAUCUAAAUACUCUUCUAGAUCCAAAGGGGGUUCAGAUAGUUCUCGAAUAGAAAACUACUUUUAAGCUUUUUACCAUUUCGUAUUGCUUUUUGGGGGGAUUCUGCAUUGGGUCUGCCGUAAGGAAUUAUCAACGGACUCUAGCAACCCAUUCUCCAAAGUGAAUUGCGUGUUAUCUUGAGACUAUCGAUACCGGUAUCCGUCAUUGUGGUAAAUAGCUACAUACCGGUACCACCGGCAUGCGGAGGACUUAACCACCUUAUUACGCGUAGGGUAAUCAAAAAUACGUAUAUUAUAAUAUUAUACUGUAUAUUAUUUGACAAAUUAUUCAUACAAUACAAGAAGAUACAUACAUG
Molecule: messenger RNA, 3096 nt
Organism: Tuber aestivum (summer truffle)
Lineage: Eukaryota; Fungi; Ascomycota; Pezizomycetes; Pezizales; Tuberaceae
Source: the annotation of a GenBank genome assembly